Tribolium madens (black flour beetle) is the source of this 778-nucleotide messenger RNA. RefSeq names its product protein LSM12 homolog A-like. NCBI's taxonomy places the organism in Eukaryota, Metazoa, Arthropoda, Insecta, Coleoptera, Tenebrionidae. The transcript is spliced from 3 exons. The record is from RefSeq and is a predicted model, not a curated record. Gene Ontology annotation, molecular function: RNA binding. Bases 20 to 589 code for a protein of 189 amino acids.
CAGUGGUCGUAUUUGCGAAAUGGCUGCCGUUUUAGAUUAUUUUUCAAUAGGAAGUACAGUGUGGUGCAGGACAUGUUAUAACACAGAAAUCGAAGGGGAGGUGAUGGCAUUUGACCCCCAAGUCAAAAUACUUAUAUUGAAAUGCGCUUCGUCGAGCGGUGAUUCAAAAUUAAACGAUGUUCAUUUCGUCAAUCUUUCGUUGGUUAGUGAGUUACAGGUGAAAAAAGAAGUCACUUCAUUACCCGAAGUGCCACAAUCGUUAAAUCUGCAAAGGCUAAAUACACGAGUGCGGAAUCAGGUCGACAAAAAACGCCGAAUUUUACAAGCAAUUUCUGCAAAUGUAUCAGUAGAAGGCCAGAGUUUAUUUAUAGCAAUCGCCAAAACAAUAAAAGAAGUGAGGUGGAGGAAUUCGGAAAUUGUCGUCUGGAAUCAGGAAGUGAUCAUCAGUCCACCCUACCAACUGGAAAAUAUCAGAGGCGACACCAAAAGCAAAGAGUAUAAUUAUAUAAAGAAAGUCGUGGAGAAACAUAUGAAGGACCUAGCAAUGAAUUCGCAAAACACCACGCAGGUUCAAAACACACAACAAUAAAACCAGCCCUUAACUUAUUUUAGUUCAAUUUCAACAUAGUAUUCUCGGACGAUUCCGUUUUUAUUAUUUCUCUCAACUCUCUCAAAUCGUAGACGAUUCCGAUUCUUUAUUUUGUUUUGUUUAUCAAUUUUAUUAUUGGUGUAUUAAAUAUUUUUCUUAAGGAAACAAUAAAAUUGUACAAAAACCCAA